Messenger RNA from Macrosteles quadrilineatus (aster leafhopper), 5717 nucleotides. RefSeq lists its product as uncharacterized. The transcript is spliced from 36 exons. The coding region runs from base 150 to 5717 and encodes 1855 amino acids. NCBI's taxonomy places the organism in Eukaryota, Metazoa, Arthropoda, Insecta, Hemiptera, Cicadellidae. The record is from RefSeq and is a predicted model, not a curated record.
AGAUAUUGCUUUCUGCUAGGGCUAGGUGUUGGUGUUAGAUAAAAGAGUUAAUUGUUUUGAUUACGGCAAUCAAAUUCAAAUAUAUUAACAUGUAUUAAGUAGGCUAGUAAAUGUUACCUACUGGCAGUACGUAAGCUCAGGGCUUUACUAUGACUGAAGAAUCCGACAGCUUGGAAUUGUUUGAGUUAACUCGAGUAGCGUCUGCUGCUAAAAUAUGUCUGUCAACAUUCAAUGGCAUUCCAGGUCACCAAACGGUUGCUUUGGUGUUGGAAUCAGGGGAUGUUUUGUUCUACCACAACCCUCCCGCUGGAGAUACUCCUGUUGUGCGAUGUGUCCCUUGGUUCGAAGACCCUCAGAAGAGGAUUGAGUCGGCAACAUUCGAUCCCGCCUCUGGGAAUUGGCUGCUUGUCGUCUGUCACGAUGGCUCGCUGUACCUGGUACCAACCCAGCUGCCGUCCAACUUGGACACUCGGGAUUGUGAUUGGUCAGUGGAUGACAUCACAGCUCUGCCGCCAAUCUGUGGUGUCAAAAUGGCCGACCUGUGUCCCACAGCAGUGGCCUGGUGGGACAGAACACUGACCGAUGGGCGAUGCCAGAUUAUUGUGAUCGUCGGAGGUUCCAGAGGAGGAAUCGUGUUGGCAAUGCUACGUACUGGCUGUGUUGUUGGUCGCACUGCUGUCGAAGGAAGUGUUACCAACAUUCAAGUCUGCAAAGACGACACUUUGCUCGACAAUCCUCCUGUGUUUCUCCUGAUAACCAACGAGCACAAUAUCCAAUGGAAGCUGGUGUUGGAGGAUAGAGAGAUGGGAUACUCGUGGCCGUUGCCCUCUGAACCUUCCAGAGCUGAGUCGAACACCUCGCUGAUCAGUGUAGUAGGGUCUGAGGAGUCGGUUGUUCGACCUUCUAUGACAAGCUUUCCCCUGGCCCGAGCUAGGCUACAGGGUCUCAAGCAACUGUCAGUGGAGAAACUGGCUACACUUCGGCAGAAACUCUCGGAGAGUAGGAACAGGGGAGUGACUACUUCUGUCAUCUCUGCUAAAAGAAGAGGCAGUAGCAGUAGUGAGGAGUCAGUGUCCAGACAGAGGUCUUCAGUUUCGUCUGACAGCGAGUCACUGAGUGGGGCCGCUAUUCUGCCCAAGCUGGAACUACUGAACGAGACGUCCCUCUACCUACAGACUGCAAGAGGGAAGCCGGUAAUUGUUGGCCACUACGCUCCUGCACACAUCGUUACGGUGUAUGGGGUUGGACUGAAUCUCAGCCCCAUCUCCAUACACAGACUGCCAGGCCCGUGUGGUCUGGUGAGACUGACGGACUGGCUGCUCUACGUGACAGACCUCGGCUGUCGACAGCUGUCGGUCGUCUCCUACCGCAUGUCCCAGUGUCGCAUCGACAGCGACAAACAGAUUCUCAACAGCGAAGUGAACCCAGACUCAUUACUACAGCAGUUCUUUUUUCAAGAUGGGGAAGAAAUUCAAGCUCUCUACAGGAUAACACCAAACUUAAAGGAUCAAAAUGAAAAGUUCUUUGGCCGAUUGGAAGAGGAGACGACGAACCGUAAGAAGACCUACAAGAGCAACAGAAGCAGUGGUUUGGCCGAGCAAAGUCCGUUAGAUCAAUGUGCCGUAGUCACCAACAAAGCUGUCUACAAGGUUGUGAUGAGGAAAUCUCCCCGAGAGGUGGUGUUUGCGUGUGUGAUGAACCCCAACAAGUUGGAGCGUGCGGAGCGGCUGUGUCACAUGUUCGGGCUGGACCUGCAACAGCUGUUGGAGACUGCUGCAGAAAAACAGCUGGAAGCCGGACAACUGGACAGUGCUGUCACUCUAUACAAGCUAGCUAGGUGUCGACCAGUGAAGAGUGUGCUACACAUGGCCAGUGCUGGCUUUACUCAACAGCUACUGGCUAUGACGACGGGUCUUCUGCAGACGUCUCAGCCGUUGUCUCAGACCGAGAGUCUCCAUCUUGCAAACCUCAGUGUCUUGACGUUCACAGAACAAUGCUUGCGUGCCAAGAGCUCCGAUAACAUCAUGACCCAGUUCAGGGGCUUGUUGAGAGACAAUCACCACUAUGAUGAGGUGCUGGCAGUCAGCGUGGUGGGUCAGAGCGGGCUGUGUACGGUGUUGGAGUACCUGUGUGACCAGCGAGGACUUGCCACUCACGUCUUGGACGUCCUGGCUCGUGUCAUCAACUGCCAACACACACCUACGCUUAACUGUGAACUGUGUGAGGGAUUCUGGGAGUGUAUGAGCAACACGAACCUCGCUCAAGCAUUGGUUGUUAAUCCUGAUUUCGCAAAACUUCACAUGGGUUUUGUAAAAUCUCGACUUUCAGCGUUCAGUCCAUUUAUACUGCAAAGGUUUGCCAAUCUGUACGACCCAUCUCAGCCUGCCGUUAGACCUGUUCUUAAACGAUUACUAGAUGAGUCGUCCAAUAAGACCAGUCAAGCUAAAACUGACAAGGGUGAUUCCCAGUUCCCUCUGAGUGACUGGUUAACCAGCUACCUGCUGGUGUGUCUGUACCUGGGCCACUGUCGUCCUGGUGGUAGUAGUCGCUACAGCCCAGACCUCAUGGUGGACCUUCCAUCCCAUCACUCCGACAGCGACCAGUCUACCAAGGAGCCAGUUAGCCUGUCUCCAGUCACAGUGAGUGGUGGAUACACUCAUGUAGGUCUAGUGAGGAACGGACAGCUGUAUAUGUGGGGCUACACUGUUAACGGAUGUCUAGGUGUGGGACCCACCCUUAGUCAGACUCUACAACCCUUACCACUGCCACUGUUUCCAGCACUGGGGGUGCAAGUAGUCAGUGUAGCCUGUGGUAAACUGCACACACUUGCGCUCACUACCAACGGGGUGUAUGCGUGGGGGUCGUCGAGGUACGGACAGCUAGGUGUCGGACCUACAAGUCAGAGUUCGGAGCCAAGGCUGGUGGAAGGACUGUAUGACCAGAACAUUGUGGCCGUGGUCGCAGGACAGUAUCACUCUCUGGCUCUAACUGCUGCUGGCAGAGUGUACAGCUGGGGCUGGGGUGUACAUGGACAGCUGGGCCACGGCAAUGUUGAAGACUGCUGUUACCCUGCGCUCAUAGAAGCACUGUCCUCUGAGGUGAUAGUAUCAUGCAGUGGAGGUCACGCACACACACUCAUGCUCAGCAGCUCUGGGCGUGUGUGGGCGUGCGGGUCCAGUGUGUUUGGCCAACUAGGCACCGGCUCCAACCUCAAAUCCAGCCGUCCUGUACAAGUGUUUGGGCUGCCGGAGAAGAUAAUAUCAAUCUCCACGAGCUAUUUCCACAAUCUAGCCCUGGCCGUGUCUAACCGCCUGUACUCGUGGGGCUCCAGUCCGCAGGUGUUGAGGCUACAGGCGCAGGCGCAGAAGAAGGCGAGGUUCCAACUACAGCAGCAACAGCAUCAGCAAGCCGCUUCUGCAUCAGUGAUUACUAAGGACAUCAGAGGAGUAACAGACGACCAAGUACCUGAACCAGACUUGGACACGUCUGAUGUAUCUGAAGGUGAUGCGGACGGUGGAAAGUCCAAGUUGCAUUUCAAGCUCGCCCCAACAUCUCGUUUUGUCACUCUCAACUCGGAAAUGGUCGUAAGUCCGAGCACAGAGUUCAAGGGACUUCCGACUGGACGAGCCACCUCUGAACCGACUACAAACGUCAACAAUAGCACCCCCGCUCCCCCUGGAGUGUUGGUGGGGGUAGACGAUGGUCUGGCUCAUCUCAGCCCCACCCUUGUGGACACUUCACAUGUAGAGGGUAAAAUCACUAAGAUAAGCUGUGGAUGCCACCACUCCACCCUGCUGACAGACACAGGGCAGAUCUACACCUGGGGUCGUAAUCUUGACGCUCAACUCGGCAACGGAGCUCGCACCAAAGAGGCUGUCCACCCUACCCACAUUGCCGUCGGUAACGGAACAUCAGAGAUUGUCACGGUGGAGUGCGGAGGGGAUUUCACUCUAGCAAUCGAGGCUUCUGGCAAAGUAUGGGGUUGGGGCAGCAACCAAGUUGGACAGCUUGGCAGAGAGCCGAUAGAAGACGCCACCAAGGCCGGGCUGGAAGGCCGGCUACUGAUGCUGAAGACGUCCAAACGAGUCAUUAAACUGCCACAUGGUGCUUUGAACACGGUGGAGACUCCCAAGGAAAUACCAUCCUUACCUUCUCUACAAAUAGCCUUCCAGUCUCACCCGACAGAAUCCGACUCUUUGAAACUGCUGGCUCGUCUUUCAACUUUUGACAACCCACCGCACAGUGCCAAGACCUUGCAUUAUGCCUUGUCAUACUUCCACGGGCACUACGACACUGCAAAGUUCAGAGAAAAGUGCAUCGAGCUUGGUGAUUACCAAACAGCCUCAAAGUUGGCAAUGCUGGAUAAGCAGUUCGACAUGGCAAUGAGCUACCAACUGCAAGCUGCUAUGGCGAGCAGCGAGACAAACCAUAAACCUCCGUCAAGCGUUACAUCGAGUCAACCUUCAGUGUUAGAGCGAGCCAGCAAAUCUGUAGUGAGCACAGAGGUGAUAGUACCUACCUUGGAAACCAGCCUAACCAUCAACACGUCGUCCGCAAAGAAGAUAGGGAUCAGUCGAACAAGGUCUAACACGCAAUCAACAGAGGAUGCAGAAAACAUUGCAGAACCGACAAAACCGGAGAAACCCGAAGAAGUGGAAGAAAAAAGCACCUCGGAAAUUCACAUGUUCACUUUCCAAGGGGGAGCGGAAGAAAUGUCCGUUAGAUCUCAAGACACGCUCUGUUCCAAAUCGGACUUGUUGGAGUCGAGAUGUGACACACCCGAUACGUUGGCGAGUUGUGACGAGUUUGCCACCAAGAGUGCGGAAGUGUUUGACAGUCCGGUGAAACAGUGUGCAAAACGUAAGUCGGACAGCGAGAGUUUGACUUACGAAACGAUUGUGAAUAAUCACAUUAAGGAGUUGGAACUGCAGACCGCCAAUGGGGAGGAUGUUAGUCAUAAUAGUGCGCUUAUUGAAGAUCUAGUGAACAUCGUGGAGUUUUAUAUAGACUUGUGUGAGCAGGGACCGCAGACUUCAUUGAAAGCGUUGUUGAAACAGGGGUUGGAGUUUUGGACGGACCACAAGCUGCCCGUGUGUAGGCUGGAAGCUUUGCUGCUUUCUCAUUGGUCCUUAGUGUCUUACCCUCUGGGUCUACUUCUGUUGGGAAAUGACUCAGAAGUGAGUGUGGACGCCCAACAGAUGCUUAGCAAUUUAUCUACCGACUUCAGCUUACAGCUCUGCUCGGCCAUGGUGAACCACGUCUCUGUCUCAGACAAAGACAACAGCGUGCCAGAAGUGAUGGAGCUACUGUCAGGUCUCAGCUGGUCAGAGCAGACCUCAGCCAGUCUGGCCUCAGAACCUCUCAGUUUGGACCAGAUCAUCUCACAGAUCAGUUACAACAGCGUGCCAGAAGUGAUGGAGCUACUGUCAGGUCUCAGCUGGUCAGAGCAGACCUCAGCCAGUCUAGCCUCAGAACCUCUCAGUUUGGACCAGAUCAUCUCACAGAUCAGUUACAACAGUGUGCCAGAAGUGAUGGAGCUACUGUCAGGUCUCAGCUGGUCAGAGCAGACCUCAGCUAGUCUGGCCUCAGAACCUCUCAGUUUGGACCAGAUCAUCUCACAGAUCAGUUAUCAGCAGCCAGCCCAGUCCUACAUAGACAUUGACUUUACUGUGAGUGACAUUGUAAUCUGUCCACAGACAACAGUGUGCCAGAAGUGA